Molecule: messenger RNA, 1130 nt
Organism: Drosophila mauritiana
Lineage: Eukaryota; Metazoa; Arthropoda; Insecta; Diptera; Drosophilidae
Product: phenoloxidase-activating factor 2
Exons: 2
Coding region: 39-1106 (355 amino acids)
Biological process (GO): proteolysis
Molecular function (GO): serine-type endopeptidase activity
Source: RefSeq, a predicted model, not a curated record
CCUGUUCAGGGACGGAAUCGGACUCGGAAUCCUCGGAUAUGUGCUUCUAUCGGAUAGUGGUCAUCUGUCUUCUGGGCUUCCUAGUGCCCUCCAUAGCGGCAUUCAAGGUCUGCGGACCGGAAAAGCAUUGCGUUCCCUACGAGCAGUGCAACGAGGGCUUGAUGGUGGACGGAAAAUUCUAUCCGGAUCGCAGUAGAACGACUUUGGAUGAGAAUUGUCACUAUAUGGAAAAGUGCUGCAAUAUCCCCGAUACACUCCCGAACACGGAACUUCCUGGCGAGAUGAUGAGCUGCCCGUGUGGAGGACGCCAUGAUCUGUGGUACUACCUUCGACCGCUGGGAUAUAAACAGCAGGAGGCCAAGUUCGGGGAGUUUCCCUGGUUGGUGGCGGUCUACGGGGCGGAUGCUUAUCUCUGCAGCGGAGCACUUAUCACUCCGCUGGCGGUGAUCACCACGGCGCACUGCGUUCAGAAUUCGGACUUGGCGAAGGUUCGUCUGUUGGCCGGUGAAUGGGAUGCCGCCGUGGAGCUGGAACCCCAGCCGCACCAGCAAAGAUCGGUGGUUGAGACAUUGGUGCAUCCCAAUUACACUCAAAUGCCACUGGCCCACAACAUAGCCAUACUUCUGGUGGACAAGGAGAAACCAUUCCAGCUGGCACCUAAUGUUCAGCCCAUCUGCCUGCCGCCUCCGCGAAUGAUGUACAAUUACAGCCAGUGCUAUGUGUCCGGUUGGAGGAGGAGCGAUUUUGGUGGAGCUGCGAUCCUGCCCAAGCGUUGGACUCUCUACGUCCUACCACCCGAUCAAUGCAGGACCAAGUUGCGAUUGUCCCUCUUGGGGCGACGCCACGCCCACAACGACAGCCUUCUGUGUGCCGGUGGCGACAAGGGUGACUUCGUCUGUGGUGAUCUGGACAUGACCGCUGUGCCGCUGAUGUGUCCGCUUUCCGGCCACGAUGAUCGGUUCCACCUGGCCGGUCUUUUGACCCGGACAGCUCGCUGCGAUGGCCCGCAACUUCUUGGAAUUUACACGAACGUCAAGUUGUACCGGCAGUGGAUCGAUCUGAAGCUAAGGGAACGCAAUCUUGAUAUACGACACUACAUGGUGUGAAACCAUUAUUGAGAAACUAAUAAA